AUGUGGGUGGCUUCAGGUAAAGUAGGCCACAAACUCCAAGCAUUAGAAGCACAGUUUAAAGAACUGGACUUCACCAAGGAUAAUCUGACACAGAAAUUUGAACAUCAUAGCAAGACUCUGGCAAACCAAGCUGCCCAAGAUGAGCUGUGGACAGCAGUUCUGUCAUUCAAGUUCACUCCAAUGGAAUUGAAUAUUUUAUACAGCUACGUCAUUGAAGUACUCAUCCGCUUGCACACUCGUGUGCUUGAGAAGCUGCCAGAUCUGGUGAGAGGUCUUCCCACCUUAGCCUCCAUCCUUAGACGAAAAGUCAAGAACAAGCGCAUUAGAGUUGUAUGGGAGUCUGUUCUGGAGGAGCAUGGGAUGCAAGAAGAAGAUAUCACAGCACUGUGCACCUUCUUUGUAGCACAUGGUAACAAGGCAGAACACUACAUUGCUAAAGUAAGGCAAAUGUAUAUAAAAGAUGUCAAUUUCAUGAUCACUAAUAUGGUAAAGAACCAGGCUCUGCAGGAUGGUUUGCUAAAGGCUGUUCAGGUCAUUGAGAAGGGAAAAGCAGUAAGGGCCCCUGAAGAGCAAAAGUCAUCCCUAGAAGAGUUGAUACCAUCAGCCAAAAGCUAACCUGUUACCCUAGACCCAGAGAUUACGCUUCUAGUAAUUUAUCUUGCAAAUGGGAAAAAAUACAUACAUGCAACUUAUUACAGGGUUAUUUUUAUAGCAAAAGUGAGGAGAGUGUUAGAUUAUGAUAUACUGAUACAGUGGAUACUUUCUGUGUAGCAAUACAAGAGAAUGAAGAAGCUCUUCAUGUAAUCGUAUAGUAAUAUGCAGUUAUCACCAAGAUGUGUUGUUUUAAAAUAUUCAUUUCCAGGGCUUCCCUGGUGGCGCAGUGGUUGAGAGUCUGCCUGCCGAUGCAGGGGACACGGGUUCGUGCCCCGGUCCAGGA
This is a messenger RNA of Aethalodelphis obliquidens (Pacific white-sided dolphin), 937 nucleotides long. RefSeq names its product single-pass membrane protein with coiled-coil domains 1 (gene SMCO1). The record is from RefSeq and is a predicted model, not a curated record. NCBI's taxonomy places the organism in Eukaryota, Metazoa, Chordata, Mammalia, Artiodactyla, Delphinidae. The coding region runs from base 1 to 615 and encodes 204 amino acids. The transcript has 3 exons.